GAGUUCCCAAUUUCAUGUGGCGUUGUGGAGUAGCUGGUGUGGAGGUCAAACUGACAGAACUAAAGGUACAAAGAAAGGCUCCUGAGACGCAAACAUGGCAAAAAUAUUUGAGUCUAUCGGGAAGCUGGGUCUGGCGGUGGCAGUGGGUGCAGGGGUCAUGAACUCAGCUCUCUAUAAUGUGGAUGCUGGGCAUGGUGCCGUGAUCUUCGACAGGUUUCGGGGGGUGCAAGACUUAGUUGUGGGAGAGGGCACCCACUUCCUCAUCCCCUGGGUGCAGAAGCCCAUCAUCUUUGACUGCCGCUCUCGCCCCCGCAGUGUGCCCGUCAUCACUGGCAGCAAAGAUCUGCAGAAUGUGAACAUCACGCUCCGAAUCCUGUUCCGGCCGAUAGCGGCCCAGCUGCCACGGAUCUUCACCAGCAUCGGGGAGGACUACGAUGAGAGGGUGCUGCCCUCCAUCACCACUGAGGUCCUCAAGUCCGUGGUGGCGCGGUUUGAUGCGGGGGAGCUGAUCACCCAGAGGGAGCUGGUGUCCCGGCAGGUCAGCGAGGACUUGACCGAGCGAGCCUCCACCUUUGGCCUGAUCCUGGAUGAUGUCUCACUGACUCACCUGACGUUCGGGAAGGAGUUCACAGAGGCUGUGGAGAUGAAGCAGGUGGCGCAGCAGGAGGCUGAAAGGGCACGAUUCGUUGUGGAAAAGGCCGAGCAGCAGAAGCAGGCUGCCAUAAUCUCUGCGGAGGGUGACUCCCAGGCCGCCCUUCUCAUCGCCAAUUCCCUGGCGUCUGCGGGCGACGGGCUGGUGGAGCUGCGCAAGCUAGAGGCGGCUGAGGACAUCGCCUUCCAGCUCUCCCGCUCCCGCAAUGUCACCUACCUGCCCUCUGGUCAGGGCACACUGCUGCAGCUCCCCCAGUGAGCUGCCGCUGACUGCCUAAUUGUGACUGCCCACCCCCCCCCCGGAACACCCCUUCAGCACGCACUCCCUCCUCUGGCUCUCCAGACUGCAGACUGAUUACCAGGAGCUGAUACAGAAGAACAGUGUGCAUGCUUGUGCAUGGGCACACGUGCGUCUGUAUGUUUGUGAGCUGUUAAAGUAGAGGCUGUGUAGCGAGUGUGGGAUGGGAGCUGCUUGAAUCUACAAAGCAGUAUCUGAUAUUAGUCAGAAGAUCUCAAAGUGCAUACUAGUGGAGUGAUUCUGCUUGGAUUUGUCUACUUUAUAUAUGUAGGCAAAUAAUUGGCAGCCUAACUUGGGAUCAUGAUGUUCCCUUUAAGCAGGGGGUUGAUUACAUUAAUCUCUGGGGGUAGGAGGAGGGAUUGUCAAGGUAUUUGGUGAGUCCAAUUAGAAAUACUGAGACUUUCAUCCCUGCAAAGGCACAGUCAUGCCUGGAGGGAGUGCUUCUUUCUUUUUCUGUAGUGAGAGGCUCUUCCCGCAAGUGCUUCACUUAAGUUUUUGAAAAGCUGCCAAACAAUAUUAAAUAGAAUAAUUAUAUCUUCCCAUAGCUCUUGUGAAUGGGUGUUCAAGUGUAUCCAUCCUGGCCGUGGCCAGAAGAUGAAAAAUAAUUACCCCUUCUCAGUCAAAAAAGUGUUUCUGGUUCCUCCAAAACUGUCCCAUGUUUCAGGACUGUACUUCAGCAUGGCCUUGUGUCCUCUUAUGUGAAUUGUGUCAAUUUAUGACUGGAGCAGAGUCAGACCUAGCCUCACUUACCAGCCAUGUGUCAGGCCUGCCUCCUUUAUUCAGCCUGGCAUAUGUCUGGUGACCAAUGUCUGCUUAACUGAAAUAAGUAUGAGUGGAUCACGGGGAGGAGAGUUGCUUGUUGCUCACAUACACCUUUACGUAAUGAGAAAUACCUACUGCAUACUAAUUGAGCAGAUGAAAAAAGACUGCCAACAUUGAUUGCUUGGCCUGUGUGCAUAUAUUAUCGGAGAAGAUGGCUAGAUGUGUUGCCUGGCCUCCCGUGGUUGAUAAGAUAGACUUAAGGCAGAACUGACCCAGAGAAUUUUAAAUUAAUACAAUAAAAGUGGGCGUUGGGAAUCACCCCUAUUGUAUAUGGCUUCAUUGGCAAUGGCCUUCUUAGAAACUGAAUUAUCAUUUGCAUUGUUUGUUCUUAUCUGUCUCACUGUUAUGAGUGAGUAGGUAAUCACUUUUUGAUCAUUUUUAUUAU
Megalops cyprinoides (Indo-Pacific tarpon) is the source of this 2156-nucleotide messenger RNA. Its product is annotated as prohibitin-like. The record is from RefSeq and is a predicted model, not a curated record. Gene Ontology annotation, cellular component: mitochondrion; membrane. The coding region runs from base 95 to 910 and encodes 271 amino acids. Gene Ontology annotation, biological process: mitochondrion organization. NCBI's taxonomy places the organism in Eukaryota, Metazoa, Chordata, Actinopteri, Elopiformes, Megalopidae. The transcript has 7 exons.